Messenger RNA from Arabidopsis thaliana (thale cress), 1463 nucleotides. RefSeq names its product HVA22-like protein H (ATHVA22H) (gene HVA22H). NCBI's taxonomy places the organism in Eukaryota, Viridiplantae, Streptophyta, Magnoliopsida, Brassicales, Brassicaceae. Bases 302 to 1249 code for a protein of 315 amino acids. The transcript is spliced from 7 exons. The record is from RefSeq and is marked reviewed.
CUUGUGAAACAACCGCUGGUUUUCUCCAAGUAAAAGCCACAUCAAAAUUUCAAUUUUAUAUUAGUAUUUUACUUUUUGCUUAGCUUUUUUUUUAUUUCACUCAUUUACGUUUGUCUCUUUCCCCGCUCUCUCGCUCUCGCCGCCGUCUGCGUAACGGUCUCCGGCCACAUUACGCCGAUCAACCUAUUCACUCCACCGUCGGUUCGAUAUCGUUUCUCUCCAAGUCAAUUUGAAGUAUUCCGAUUCGAUUACAUUCUCAUUCACUUUCCGAAAGCUUCUUCUACUCAGAAAGGUGUGCAAAAUGAUUGGAUCGUUUCUAACAAGAGGACUAGUAAUGGUAUUUGGAUAUGCGUAUCCUGCUUAUGAAUGUUACAAAGCGGUUGAAAAGAAUAAGCCUGAGAUGCAACAGCUUCGAUUCUGGUGCCAAUACUGGAUUUUGGUGGCUGCUUUGACAAUUUUCGAAAGAGUUGGCGAUGCUCUUGCUUCAUGGGUUCCACUAUACUGUGAGGCAAAACUGGCAUUUUUCAUAUAUCUUUGGUUCCCCAAGACCAGAGGAACUACAUACGUGUACGAUUCAUUCUUUCAGCCAUAUGUUGCAAAGCAUGAAAAUGAAAUCGACCGCAGCUUGAUUGAGCUAAGGACCAAAGCUGGGGAUCUGGCAGUGAUAUACUGCAGAAAAGCAGUGAGCUAUGGACAAACAAGAAUCGUAGAGAUCCUGCAUUUUGUAGCUCUCCAGUCAACACCAAAACCUAAGCCUAAGGAAAAGAAGCAGGCAGCAGCACCAGAAGAGGAAGAACAGAAACAACCGGAUCUUAAGGCGACGAGCCAAGCAGCUUCUUCUAAUCCUCAAGUGCGUCUGCAAUCGAAGAAACCACAGCUUGUAACCAAAGAACCUAUAUCACCAAAGCCUCUUUCAUCCCCACGUAAGCAACAACAACUACAAACAGAGACCAAGGAAGCAAAAGCAAGCGUGUCACAAACCAAACUCACUACUCUAACUCCACCAGGACCACCACCACCACCACCACCACCGCCACCAUCGCCCACAACCGCCGCGAAACGAAACGCUGAUCCAGCACAGCCAUCACCAACAGAGGCAGAAGAAGCGUCACAGACUGUCGCAGCUUUACCAGAACCAGCGUCUGAGAUUCAGCGAGCGUCAUCGUCGAAAGAGACUAUAAUGGAGGAAACACUAAGGAUCACUCGUGGGAGUCUGAGAAAAGCUCGUUCUGCGGGAGCACCGCGCUAAGAGAAUGAUUAAAAAAGAAAAGGGGAACACAUAAUUUUAAAUCUCUAACCCCUUUUGAUUGGUUUCUCUUUAAAACAGCAAUAAUGGUUUUUAUUUGGUUAUUUGUUGUUUUUAGUCCGAUGUAAAUUUCAGACUUCAGACUAAUAUUGGAUGUUGAUCUGUCCUUAGCUGAGUAAAACCACAAAAAAAGUUUUUAUAUACACAAGGAUCAAAA